Messenger RNA from Phaeoacremonium minimum UCRPA7, 1188 nucleotides. Its product is annotated as putative diphosphomevalonate decarboxylase protein. Gene Ontology annotation, molecular function: diphosphomevalonate decarboxylase activity; ATP binding. The transcript is spliced from 2 exons. NCBI's taxonomy places the organism in Eukaryota, Fungi, Ascomycota, Sordariomycetes, Togniniales, Togniniaceae. Gene Ontology annotation, biological process: isopentenyl diphosphate biosynthetic process, mevalonate pathway; isoprenoid biosynthetic process. Gene Ontology annotation, cellular component: cytosol. Bases 1 to 1188 code for a protein of 395 amino acids. The record is from RefSeq and is a predicted model, not a curated record.
AUGGCCUCCGAGACCAAGGUCUACCGGGCGAGCACCACUGCCCCCGUCAACAUUGCCGUGGUCAAGUACUGGGGCAAGCGUGAUGCCAAGCUCAACCUCCCUACCAACUCCUCGCUCUCCGUGACCCUCUCCCAGGCCGACCUGCGCACACUCACCACCGCCUCCUGCAGCGCAUCCUACUCCAGCUCCGAAGGCGACUCGUUGCUCCUUAAUGGCGAAUCCUCCGACAUCUCGGGCGCCAGGACACAGGCCUGCCUGCGUGCGCUGCGUGCCCGCCGUGCCGCUCUCGAGGAGAAGGACUCUUCGCUCCCCAAGCUUUCCACCAUGCCCCUGCGCCUCGUCUCCGAGAACAACUUCCCUACCGCCGCCGGCCUGGCAAGCUCAGCCGCAGGCUUUGCCGCCCUCGUCCGUGCCAUUGCCGACCUGUACGAGCUGCCAGACACCCCCGCGGAGCUCAGUCUAAUCGCCCGCCAAGGCAGCGGCUCGGCGUGCCGAAGCCUGUUUGGCGGUUAUGUGGCGUGGCGCAUGGGCAGCAAGGAGGACGGGUCAGACUCGCUGGCAGAGCAGGUUGCUACGGCCAGCCAAUGGCCGGAGAUGCGGGCGCUGAUCCUGGUCGCAUCGGCCGCGAAGAAGGCGGUGGGCUCGACCUCGGGCAUGCAGCAGACGGUGGCCACGUCGGGGCUCUUCAAGCAGCGGGUGGCGGAGAUUGUGCCGGCGAACAUGGACACGAUGGAGAAGGCGAUACGGGACAGGGACUUUGCGGCGUUUGCGGAGGUGACGAUGCGCGACUCGAACUCGUUCCACGCCUGCUGCGCCGACACGUACCCGCCCAUCUUCUACAUGAACGACGUGUCGAGGGCUGCAGUGCGCGCCGUCGAGAAGAUCAACGAGGCCGCCGGCAAGACCGUGGCGGCGUACACGUUCGACGCGGGCCCGAACUGCGUGGUGUACUACCUGGAGCAAGACGAGGCCGCCGUGGUCGGGACGUUCUACGCAUUGGUCGGCAGCUCUGUGGGUGGCUGGAGGGCCAAUGCGGCCAGCCUGAAGUCAGACGUGGUGGUGGACGACGCCGCCGCGGGCCAAUUGCAGGGUGGAAUCAGUAGAGUCAUCAUGACGGGCGUGGGCGAGGGGCCGUUGAAGACGGACGAGUAUCUCGUCACGGAAAGCGGACAACCCGCCCAGCGGUGA